Messenger RNA from Silurus meridionalis, 742 nucleotides. RefSeq names its product C-C motif chemokine 19-like. Gene Ontology annotation, molecular function: chemokine activity; CCR chemokine receptor binding. Lineage: Eukaryota; Metazoa; Chordata; Actinopteri; Siluriformes; Siluridae. The record is from RefSeq and is a predicted model, not a curated record. Gene Ontology annotation, biological process: cellular response to interleukin-1; neutrophil chemotaxis; chemokine-mediated signaling pathway. Bases 19 to 399 code for a protein of 126 amino acids. Gene Ontology annotation, cellular component: extracellular region. The transcript has 4 exons.
GUGUAUAAAUAUGAAUUCAUGAUGAUACCUGGGCACACACCUUGGGGAAGGUACCGCACUUUUCCACCUGACGCUCCAAAAGCAAUAGACGCAAGCAUGACGAAUGCAGUAGUUGCUCUUCUGGUCUUCACUGUUCUUCUGUGGAACAAUGCACAAGCAUUCCCCAAUAGCGCCGCUGACUGCUGCCUGUCCACAAGUGAAACUUUAGUUCCACGCCGCAUUGCUGAGUCCUACCUUAUCCAAACCUUGGACAGUGGAUGCCCCAUUCCAGCUACUGUGUUCAUCACAAGGAGGAACAAGAGACUGUGCUCUCCACCUGCAAGUAACCAGGGAUUUCCAUGGGUGAUGAAGCUCAUUGAAUAUCUGGACAACCGUAACAACAAGAGCAAAGGUGCUUAGUGAUGAACAGCAUGAAUAUGUCCAGGCCUGUCGGAUCAUCAUGCUUUGGUUUUCUGUGACAGCUUUUGUGAUGUUAAUAAGCUACAUGGAUUUUUUUUUCUUUUUCAACUUGUUUGAACAUUUCAUAUAUAUUACACACGUUAUAGUGCUAUGCUUCUCACACGCAAAAAAUAAACAAACGUACAAAUGUGCCAGGGUUAAUGAAUAAAUCUGUCUGCAGGUGUUUCCAAAGCCUUUUCUAUACACGUUAAAACUACUAAUGAAUUGUAUAUAUUUUUUUAAUGAAUAUGUACAUGGAUCUUUUUUUUUGCAUUCAAAUAAAAAUAUUUUUUGUAACCCAGAA